Cuculus canorus (common cuckoo) is the source of this 2412-nucleotide messenger RNA. RefSeq names its product protein O-linked mannose N-acetylglucosaminyltransferase 1 (beta 1,2-) (gene POMGNT1). Bases 395 to 2374 code for a protein of 659 amino acids. The transcript has 22 exons. The record is from RefSeq and is a predicted model, not a curated record. Gene Ontology annotation, cellular component: Golgi membrane. Lineage: Eukaryota; Metazoa; Chordata; Aves; Cuculiformes; Cuculidae. Gene Ontology annotation, molecular function: beta-1,3-galactosyl-O-glycosyl-glycoprotein beta-1,3-N-acetylglucosaminyltransferase activity. Gene Ontology annotation, biological process: protein O-linked glycosylation via N-acetylgalactosamine.
AAGCCCCGCCCCUUAUCGCGUCCCUGUGUCUACCUGGGUAGCGCAGCCCGGCGAGGGGUGGGGCUUGCGCUGGUCUCGCCCACCGCCUCCACCUGCCUGCGCACCAGUGGGGUCCUCCAGGCAGCCCAGAGCGGUGUAGGGGGCGGGGCUUGCUCCGGCCGCGCUCCCUUGGCGUCGCUGCGGCGCCGGAAGCGGCGCGGCUGGUGGUAGGGUCUGGUGGUACGGUGGCAGGACUGCUGAGCCGUGACCGGACCUGUCCCGUCCCGCCCCGCCUCACCUCUACUCCCUACCUCAGCUUCCCCGCGCGGAUCCAAGCCCCAAUGGACACAAAAGCGGAGCAGAGUGCGUCCUGACCCUUGCUCCACGUGGCUGCCCUGUGCCAGCCCCCGUGACUAUGGAUGAGUGGAAACCCAACCCUGCCACCAAGCCCCACAAGAAGCGGAGCUGGUACCUCGCUUGGAAGUACAAGCUGAUGAACCAGCGUGCGCUGCGGAAGCUGUGCCAGACAGGUGCUGUCCUCUUCCUGCUUGUGACUGUAAUUGUGAACAUCAAGCUGAUCUUGGACACCAGGAGAGCUGCUUAUGAGGAGGAAGAGGAGUCUGCACAGGACUACGAUGACGAGAUGCUGAAUGUGGAGGUCCCUAGGCACCCUGCCAGCAACAAGAAGGUCUUGGAUGUUGAGGUUUACUCCAGCCGGUCGAAGGUCUAUGUGGCUGUGGAUGGGACAACAGUCCUGGAAGAUGAAGCUCGGGAGCAAGGAAGAGGGAUCCAUGUCAUCGUCUUAAAUCAGGCUACGGGUCACGUGAUGGCCAAGAGGGUCUUUGACACCUAUUCUCCACAUGAAGAUGAAGCCAUGGUACUUUUCCUCAACAUGGUUGCUCGGGGACGGAUCCUGAUCUUCACCAUUAAGGAUGAAGGUUCCUUUCACCUCAAGGACACAGCCAAGAAUGUUCUGAAAAGCCUGGGAAGCCAAGUUGCACCGUUCCUGAGCUGGAGAGACAUGUGGACGUUUGUGGGGAAGAAGGGAGGGGAAGUGUACGGGGAGAAGCACGCCAAGUCACCUGCCCUCUCGACAUGGGGUGACCCAGUACUGCUGAAGACAGAAGUUCAUCUGACAUCUGUGGAAGAUGCUGAGUGCCAUUGGCCCGACACAGAGCUGAACCGCCGCCGAAAGAGGUUCUGCAGCAAAGUAGAAGGUUAUGGCAGUGUCUGCAGCUGCAAAGACCCCACACCCAUUGAGUUCAACCCUGAUCCCCUCAAAGACAAUAAAGUCUUUGAUGUGCCUGUAGCUGUGAUUGCAGGGAAUCGCCCCAACUACCUGUACAGGAUGCUGCGCUCCUUGCUGUCGGCUCAAGGUGUCAGUCCACAGAUGAUCACAGUCUUCAUCGAUGGGUACUAUGAGGAGCCAAUGGAUGUUGUGGAACUGUUUGGCCUCUCAGGAAUCCAGCACACUCCCAUCAGCAUUAAAAAUGCCAGAGUUUCCCAGCACUACAAAGCCAGCCUGACUGCAACCUUCAACCUGUUCCCGGAUGCUAAAUUUGCUGUGGUUCUGGAGGAAGACCUUGACAUUUCUGUGGACUUCUUCAGCUUUCUGAGCCAGUCGAUACACCUUCUGGAGGAGGACGAGAGCCUGUACUGCAUCUCAGCUUGGAAUGACCAGGGUUAUGAGCACACAGCUGAGGACCCCUCACUCCUGUACCGUGUGGAGACGAUGCCAGGCCUGGGCUGGGUGCUCCGAAAGAGCCUGUACAAGGAUGAGCUGGAGCCAAAGUGGCCAACCCCUGAGAAGCUCUGGGACUGGGACAUGUGGAUGCGGAUGCCUGAGCAGCGGAAAGGCCGGGAGUGCAUCAUCCCUGACAUCUCGCGCUCCUACCACUUUGGCAUCGUGGGGCUCAACAUGAAUGGCUACUUCCACGAAGCCUAUUUCAAGAAGCACAAGUUCAACACCGUUCCAAAUGUCCAGCUUAAAAAUGUAGAGAGCUUGAGGAAGGAUGCCUAUGAGACCGAAAUUCAUCGGCUGCUGGGCGAGGCUGAAGUCUUGGAUCACAGCAAGAACCCGUGUGAAGACUCCUUUGUGCCCGACACUGAGGGCAAGGUCUAUGUCAUGUUCAUCAGGAUGGAGCAAGAAGCAGAUUUCACCACCUGGACUCAGCUUGCCAAGUGCCUCCACAUCUGGGAUCUGGAUGUCCGUGGGAACCACAAGGGGCUGUGGCGGCUCUUCCGCAAGAAGAACCACUUCCUUGUGGUGGGGGUCCCUGCCUCUCCCUACUCGUCUAAGAAGCCCUCAUCGGUGAUGCCAAUCUACAUGGAGCCCCCUGCCAAGGAGGAGGGGGCAGCGGCAGUGCCAGCAGUUGCUGCAGCAGAGCAGACGUGAGACGGGUAGCUGGGAAGCGCAGGGGACUGGGGAAAGAC